Messenger RNA from Erinaceus europaeus (western European hedgehog), 5298 nucleotides. RefSeq names its product polycystin 1 like 3, transient receptor potential channel interacting (gene PKD1L3). Gene Ontology annotation, cellular component: membrane. The record is from RefSeq and is a predicted model, not a curated record. Gene Ontology annotation, biological process: detection of mechanical stimulus. The transcript is spliced from 33 exons. NCBI's taxonomy places the organism in Eukaryota, Metazoa, Chordata, Mammalia, Eulipotyphla, Erinaceidae. Gene Ontology annotation, molecular function: calcium ion binding; calcium channel activity; protein binding.
AUGUUCUUCAGAGGAAGUUCCUGGCUUUGGUUACACCUUAGAACAGGUAUCAUUCUAGGAAGUAUGCUAAGUAGCUCCCAGCAACAAGGAAAAAAACAUUGUUACCAACUGAAUAGAUUUCCCUGCAUCUUGGAGGAAGCAAAAAAUUACUGUUAUGCCCAAGGAGGGCACCUUGCUUAUACUUGGAACCAGGAUGUUGAAGGGCUUCUAUCAAACUAUCUGGAGAACGGGAAGAAAUGGUGGAUUGGGCAAAACAUAAUGCUGCCGAGGAAACCUCAAGAUAAAAACAACCCAGCAGAUGGUGCAGACUCCUGGGCCAUAAAGCCCAACAGGUGCACUUGUAUGUCUAGAAGCUUCAACAGGCUCUCAUUAGAAAAGGACUUAUGCUCACAGGCGCAUUAUUUCAUUUGUCAGGCUGGUAACUUUUCAGACCAAUAUGUCAGCUAUGGAAAUAAUUCUCAUAUACAUAAGAGAACCAAGAAUGAAAAAAGAAAAGUUGAAAUAGCAAGAAACAGAAUGACCUCAGGUACUGAUCUCUCAAUCUCAUGCCAUCAACCUAUUGAUGCUAAUCUUUCCAAGAUCCUGUGCCAUUCUAUCACUCCACCUCCUUCAGUGCCUCCCACCAUCACACAGCAGAUACCACCAGUCUCAUCUGCACCUGUGAGCUUGCCUCACUCUGUGACAUCGGAGCCCACCAGAUCUGCAUCUAUUACACAUGCUGGAAAAUCUCUUCUGAAAAUAACCUCCAGCCACAAAGAAGAUGUCCAUCCAGACAUCUUCGCCACUCUUCUCCAAGAAUCAUUUCAGAAUAUAUCUGAGCAGGUCAUAGAUGAGAUAGCAGGCAACUUUAGCAAAGCUAUUCACAAUUUUCAAGCUCGCAACAAACUACAGAAAGCUUGUGAGGUUCUCCAGAAAUUAACAGCCUUUCUUCCAAGACUUUCUGAAUCAACUCAGGUGAGUCUCAUCAACUCAUUUAUUUACCUGAAUGAGAAGUUGCUGAAGAAUCCAUUUCAGAACAACAGCAAAAUUCCUAUGACUAUCUGCCUCUUCUAUUCCCUCAACAACAUCACAGAAGCUGGUGAAACAAGUUGGCAGAGAUCCAUGCAUAACAGUGAGAAGGUAGAACAUGUGCUGGAAAAGCCCUUUGUGCCUCUGGGAAAGAUCCAGGAAACGUUUCUACAGCAGAAUCAGUAUUCUGGCAUUUCAGUGACUUUGACCUCCUCCGUUGCUACUCUGAUGUUGAGCAGCCAAAAUAUAUCAACUUUGCCUCUGAGUUCAUAUACUCUUGGAUACCCAGCACCUGUGCAGUUAGGUUUUCCUUCAGCGUCAGCUCUGGAGCAGCUCUUGAAUAAACACCCAGGAGUUAAUGUUCAAGUAACAGGAUUAGCUUACAAUCCCUUCAAAGACUUUGAUGAUAAAAGCAUUGUUGGAAGUGUCGGAAAUGUGAUACUAAGCUCUAACCAUAAAUUACUCCAAGUCAAUGACUUAAAGGAAGAUAUUGAGAUCAUGCUCUGGAGAAAUGUUAGCAUGGAAAAUUAUACCACCAGCCUCAACAUGAGCUCAGAUAAUUUUAUUAUCACUGUGAACAUUACUUCCCCAGAGAAAUCUCUAAUACUGAGCAUAGAGCCUGAAAUUCCCCUUUUAAUGACCCUCUACCUGGGAUUCCAGUACCUGCCUAACCACACUGAUUUCCACUUGAAUAUCACCCUUCCAAAGGAUCAGCAAUGCCAGAAAGAUGAGGAAUACACUUGGGUACUGACUCCAGAGCAUCUGCAUUAUGGGACUGGCACCUACUACCUGAGAGUGGUCUUGGAUAAAGGCCAGGAAGGUGCUCAGCAGAUGUCCAUCUUGUUCUCUGUGGUAACUGCCCUCACCCAGUGUUACUUCUGGGACAGCUACAACAGCACAUGGAGCAGUGAAGGAUGCCAGGUUGGGCUGCAGAGCACAGUUUUGAAGACACAGUGUCUCUGUGACCACCUGACCUACUUUGGCAGUGACUUCUUCAUUGUGCCCAGGACAGUGGAUGUUGGAGACACAAUCAAGCUCUUUCUUCAUGUGACCAACAACCCUGUUGGGGUGUCAUUGCUGGCCAGCCUUCUUGGAUUCUAUAUGCUCACAUUUGUGUGGGCUUGGAGGAAGGACCAGGCAGAUAUGCAGAAGGUGAAGGUUACUGUCCUGGCUGAUAAUGACCCUGACUAUCAGUUUAGCUACAUCAUUCAGGUCUACACUGGAUACCGAAGACGGGCUGCUACCACUGCUAAGGUGGUUAUCACCCUCUAUGGAUCUGAAGAACGGAGUGAACCCCAUCAUCUGUGUGACUUGCAGAAGACAGUCUUUGAAAGAGGGGGACUGGAUGUCUUCCUUCUCCGCACCAAGUCCUCUCUGGGGGAACUGCAUAGCCUUCGCCUCUGGCAUGACAAUUCUGGCGUCAGUCCUUCCUGGUAUGUAAACCAUGUCAUUAUCAUUGACAUGGCAGCUAGAAGGAAAUGGUAUUUCCUAUGCAAUUGUUGGCUGUCUGUGGACCUUGAAGACUGCCAGAAUGACCGUGUCUUCACACCAGUCUCAAAGAAAGAACUCUUUUCUUUUAGACAGCUGUUCUCCUCCAUGAUUGUACAAAAGUUCACCCAGGAUUAUCUGUGGCUCUCCAUUGUAACUCGACAUCCCUGGAACCAGUUUACAAGAGUCCAGAGGCUUAGCUGCUGCAUGACCCUGCUUCUUUGCAACAUGGUCAUCAAUGUUAUGUUUUGGAAGAUCAGUGAUUCCACAGCCAAGAGAGAUGAGCAAGAUAUGUUGGGUCUAUUUGCUGUGACCUGGUCUGAACUACUUACUAGCAUCCAAACUGCCGUCAUCCUCUUCCCAGUGAAUCUCAUAAUUGGGCAUCUCUUCCAAAUGGUUCAGCCACAGGAGCCACUGCCUCUCUUUUCGCCCACACAGGCCUCCCGCCUCCCAGAUACUUCAUUUGAGCCUCUCUCUCCCACAGAGAUAGUUGAGGAAUUAAAGGAAACAGUGGGAUUCCUACUCAAGAGAAAUACAUACUUCCUCUCAGAUUGGGAACAAUCUUCCUGGAGUUCUUGCAACAUAAGCAACCUGGUGAAACUUUUAUCCAGCCUCAUUUCCUGUCUCUUAAAGAGUCCAGGUUGUCACCAGCAGACAGAACCCUACUGUGCAAAUGUGAUUCCUGAAACCAACCAUCAUCUCUGUCAUUACCUGCUCAGAAUUCUGCAGAGGUUGCAACGUCACUUAAGCACCCAGGAUCUCACACAGGCUGACCAAUCUUGCAACUUCUUAGAUGCAGCAAGCCGACUGCAAAAACUCCAGGAACUGUUGGAAACACACAUUCUUCCCACAGAACAACAACCAGGCAGGGUGGCAACCAGUUUCCCCAUCCUGAGCCUGAAAGAAGGAAAGAAGUCCAUCUUGAACACUAGGCCCGGAUGGAUGGCUUAUAUUUGCUGGCUCCUUCUGAGUGUCACUGGCCUGGCUGCAGCCUUUUUUACAGCACUCUAUAGCCUGGAACUGAACAAAGACCAAGCCACCAGCUGGGUUAUUUCCAUGAUGUUAUCCUUUCUUCAAAAUAUCUUCAUCAGCCAGCCAGUAAAAGUGAUCUUCCUCACACUGUUACUCUCACUGAUGCUGAACAGGAUGCCCUGGCUAAACAAAGAGAAGGAGCAGCAAACAAAGAGAAUCUUGGCACUUCUGGCAAAAUGCUCAUCAGUAUCUGGUUCAAGAGAUAAGAACAACCCCAUCUAUAUAGCUCCAAACAUGUACAGACCAGUUAAGCACCCAGAAAGAACCUUGAAAAAGAAGAAACUCUUCAUGCUGACGGGAGAUAUUUUAGUGCAAAUCCUCUUCCUCAUCCUAUUGAUGACCACAGUCUACUCUGCACAGAACUCCAGUAGAUUUCACCUCCAUCAAACUAUCCGAAAGAGCUUUUCCCAGGGUUUCUCAGAGAUCAAGCUUUUUAAGCAGUUCUACCCUUGGGCUAAUCGCACCCUCCUUCCUAACCUGUAUGGCAAUUACAGAGGUAAGAACACAGACGUUCGCAUUCCUGCUGCUACAAGCUUUCCAACUACAGUCUCUCCCCAAGAACAUGUGAAGCCAUCUCACCCCGAUCAGGAGGACACAGAGAAUUAUGGGGUUAACUGGGGCCCCCUUGAUACAAACAUCACAAAGUCAGACAGCGUUUGGCAUUACCAGAAGCAGGAGACAAUAGGUGGUUAUCCAAUUCAAGGGGCAUUUGCUACCUACUCUGGAGGAGGCUAUGUGGUGAGACUUGGAAGAAACUCCAGUGCUGCAAUCAGGGUUCUACAGCAUCUUGAGCGGAACCACUGGCUGGACCACUGCACCAAAAGCCUCUUUGUGGAAUUUGUGGUCUUCAAUGCUAAUGUGAACCUGUUCUGUGUAGUGACCUUGAUUUUGGAGUCCAGCUCUUUGUUUACAUCUUUAAGACUGGACAGUUUAACUUCCCUUCAGACAUCAAAGAAGGAUAUUGCCUCUUCUGUCAUCUCACAAGUCAUCUAUUAUCUACUAGUCUGUUACUAUGCCUUUGUACAGGGUCACCGGCUGAAACAGCAGAGUUGGAGAUUCUUCACUAAAAGAAAAAACAUUCUGGAUAUAAAUAUAAUCCUCAUUAGCUUUGUCAUCUUGGGACUUGACAUAAAGCGCAUUUCUCUACAUAAGAAAAUCAUGGCACAAUACCAAGCUGAUCCUGGCAGGUUUGUCAGUUUCUAUGAGGUGAUAAAGGUGAACUCAGCUGCCAUCUACUUUAUGGGUUUUCUGGUCCUAUUGGCAACAGUUUAACUAUGGAACCUGCUUCAUCACAACCCCAGGCUACAGGUCAUUGGCAGAACACUGACCAAAACUUGGGAUGAGGUGGUGGGCUUCUUGCUGGUCAUCCUGAUACUGCUGACUGGCUAUGCCAUUGCUUUUAACCUGUUAUUUGGAUGGAGUAUUUCUGACUACCGAAGUUUUUUCAGCUCAGCAGUGACUAUUGUUGGCCACCUGGCGGGAACUGCUCAACAUAAGGAGGUUAUCGCUUUAGACCCAAUCCUGGGAUCCUUUCUAAUCCUUACAAGUGUCAUCUUAUUGGUACUUGUUAUCAUUAACCUCUUUGUUUCUGCUAUUCUGAUGGCCUUUGAUAAAGAAAGAAAGCUCCUUAAGAAAGAAGCUACACUGAUAAACAUACUGCUACAGAAAUUCUCAAGUUUGUUGGGAAUCCAGCUGCAUCAGAACAUUAAGCAAAGGAUUAUAACUGCAAGAGUGACGGAUAAAUCAACUCUGCUGCCUAGCAGCAAGUAA